Molecule: messenger RNA, 993 nt
Organism: Durusdinium trenchii
Lineage: Eukaryota; Dinophyceae; Suessiales; Symbiodiniaceae
Source: the annotation of a GenBank genome assembly
AUGGGCAAGACGGUGCAUCGAUCCCAAGAGGAUCCUGUGCAUGGCGGGGUGUUGGCGAGCGACUCGAGUGAUGAGAAAGUGAGUGGACGGGAAGGCUUCCUGCCGGUGGAGCACAUGGUCCCGCGGACCGAGGCCAACACCAACGCCGUGAGGAAGACGGUGACGGCUGCCAUGGAUGCCUCGGGCCGCCUGGCGGUGCGCGAGCUGGGCGCCGAGCGGGCGACGAUGCUGAAGCGCCGGGAGGAAGUGCUGAAGAGCGAGGACCUGGACGCCCGGCGCCGGAAGAUGGAGGAGCGCAUCGACCAGCUGAAGGAGAACUACAGCCCGAACAAGCUCAUGGUGGGCUUCGUCUCUUCAGUUCAGAAGAAUGGCAUCUUCGUGAGCGUGAUCGACGGGCUGGACGCUUUGAUCCCCAUCAAGGAGUUGCCUGCGAAGUUCCUGGUUCCAGCUGAAAGCCCUGAGGCGUCCAAGGGCCAGAUGAAGCCAAGCUUGGAAGUCGGUCAGGCGGUGCAGUUUCGGCUCAUCCGCUACUCGUACCAAUCGGAUGGCUUCACUGCCUCUAUGUUGCCUCCGGAGAACCGCACAAGGCCGGCGCGUCAGCGCCCGACGGGGGGGUUCGAGGAGGAGCUGGAGAGGCCGCCAAGCCCAGACAACUCGGCUUUGGGGAAAGCCUGGGCUGCCAAGGGCUAUAGUGCCGUCAGCACAGAAGCCGCCGCGGAGCUGAACGAGUGGUUGAGAUCAAAGAUGGAGGACAAGAAGUCCAAAAAGGGCUCAAAAUCAGCAGUGAAGUCCACCCAGAACACCUAUCUCGUCAGCAUCCUUCGGGGCAUGAACACCAAGGCAGUGGGCAGCAUCGAUCUGGAGAAGAACAUCUCUGAGAAGGAGAUCAAGCAAGCCGCGGUGGAUUUGCUGCAAAAGCAGGGCCACCUCAAGGCCGGGGAGCAGCACAAAGGGGUGACGAUCACGAAGAACAUCAUCAACGUGAAGCUGUAG